This is a messenger RNA of Aspergillus sclerotioniger CBS 115572, 1888 nucleotides long. RefSeq names its product cytochrome P450. Bases 87 to 1667 code for a protein of 526 amino acids. The transcript is spliced from 2 exons. The record is from RefSeq and is a predicted model, not a curated record. NCBI's taxonomy places the organism in Eukaryota, Fungi, Ascomycota, Eurotiomycetes, Eurotiales, Aspergillaceae. Gene Ontology annotation, molecular function: iron ion binding; monooxygenase activity; heme binding.
UGUGUCCCCCAUGCCUCCACCCACUGGGGUUAUUAAUAUCUACUCUUUGUCCACACCCCAUCUUUGUAUCCUUCUAUCCCAUCACCAUGUUGUCCGCAACAAUUUUCGCCAUUGUCUCUCUUCUCAUCGGCAUAUAUUUUUUCAAGCGGCCAAAAACAACAUCGCCUUUGCCACUACCGCCGGGCCCUAAGCCAUUACCAAUCAUUGGCAAUGUCCACCAAGCUCCCAAAUCCUACGGCUGGAGAGCGUAUCACGAAUGGAGCCAGCAAUACGGACCGAUCAUUCACGUCAACAUGCUUGGCCAGCCCCUUAUCAUCUUGUCGACGUCGGAAGUGGCCCAUGAACUUCUCGCCAAGCGGGGAGCCACCUUUUCAGACCGACCUCGUCUUUUUCUGGCGACGGAACUAGCCCUGAAAGGCCUCAACAUCCUCAUGAUGAAUUACACCGAGCAAUUCAGACACCACCAGCGGCUACAAGUCUCCGUAUUGAAUGCAACACCGGCAGCCGCCUAUCUUCCCGUCCAGGCACUCGAAUCCCAGCAAUUGCUACACGAUCUCCUGGAAACUGCAGGUGGUGCUGGUACAGAUGUCCAAGCACCCUUUCAGCGCACCACCGCCAGCAUCAUCCAUAUAUUGCUGUAUGGCUUCCGCAUCAUGGACCCCAAUGACCGGAUCCUUCGCGCCGUAGUGAAACUCAACGAUGAAUUCUCCGAGUUUAUCCAGGUGGGUGCGCAUAUUGUCGACCAGUUUCCGGUGCUUAACCAUCUCCCCAGCUUCUUGGCCCCAUGGAAGGCCAAGGCGGAGAAUCACUACAACACCAAGUAUGAUCUACGCGCCGACAACUUCCGGCGGGGCUUGGAGUCAAAUGCCUGGAAUAUUUCCAAGCAGCUCAAGAAAACAGUUGAAAAGGAUGGCCAGAACAUGCCCUUGGACGAGCUGGCAUUUGAGCUAGGUACCAUGAUUGAUGCCGCGCUGGAUGGCACGACCGAUAGCUUGAUCUGGUUUAUCGUGGCGUGCAUAACCCAGGACCAGGGCUUUAUUGCCAAGGCCCGCAAGGAGCUGGACGCUGUUGUUGGACGCAACCGACUGCCCAUUCCAGAAGACAAGCCCAACCUACCUUACAUCAGCGCGAUCGUCGAAGAGAUCUUUCGAUGGCGGCCCGCUGGCCCGGAGGGCGUCCCUCACAUGAACCGGGAAGAGACCACCUACAACGGAUAUACCAUUCCCAAGGGAUCUGUCAUUGUGCCCAACGUGUGGACGAUUUCCAGGGAAGAGGCUUUGUUCGGUCCCAACCCUGAUGAUUUCGUCCCGGAUCGCUGGCUCCAUGAGGACUGUAAAACCCUGCAAUCCUUCCCUGCUGCUGCGUUUGGCUACGGAAGACGGACGUGCCCGGGGCGGCAUUUCGCCCGUAAUGUUAUCUGGAUUGUCGUCGCUAGGCUGCUCUGGUCUUUUGAUAUCGAGGCCGGUCUGUCGGAGACGGGAGAGCCUAUCCCUGUGGAUCCAAUUGCGUGUACGUACGGCUUGGUGAUGCGAGCUCUACCUUUCAGGGCGAGGUUCAGUCCUCGUGGGCCGUGGGUGCGUGAUGUGAUUGCGAGAGAGGGAGAUACAUAUAGCCAGGAUCAUGCAGCCAUGCUCGACCAGAUUGGGGGGGAGUUUGCUAAGCUGUAGCCAAUUCGUUUCUCAAUACACACGUCUACAAUCUCACUCAGUGCUCUCUGCCGGGUUCUCAAUUCUAAGCCAGCAGACUGGCCCGUGAAAAUGAUACAUUCCUUCAAGCCUCAGGAUAUGCGCUUGAUUGAUUCCACAAUCACAUACCAAACCCCAAGCAACCAACCAACCAACGAAAACAAUCAUUUCAACCCCCCCGCCAACAACAAACUCUGCCCCGU